This is a messenger RNA of Cooperia oncophora, 690 nucleotides long. The record is from the annotation of a GenBank genome assembly. Lineage: Eukaryota; Metazoa; Nematoda; Chromadorea; Rhabditida; Trichostrongylidae.
AUGGAUUGGAUACGGCAUUACUAUCCAAAGGAGCUUCUGGAGCUGAACUCCGGCCUGCUCGUCUCGUACAACCUCUCUGCUUCGGUACGAAACGCCGCUCACGAAGAAGUGACGCGAGCAGAUCUGAAGAUUCGAGUGCAUUCAACUAAACGGCACUCUUCUCAAAUAAACAUCUAUGAAGUUGAUGAGAAGCAUCCGGAGAUACGGAGGUUAAUUGACACAAAGUCGAUCGUCGCUCUCAAUGCAACACGACAAAGUCAGUGGUUUGACUUCGAUGUCACAUCAGCGUUUCAAUCGCCACGUAGCGAUCACGAUACGGUUGUCUUCCUUAUUGAACACCCGGACGUCGUCAUUUAUACUUCUGAACCACAUUCCAUGUCUGCCGUUCCUUUCACUCGGCAUCAAAGUUUUCCCCUCAUUGUCUACAGCGCCCUCAAGGAGCCAUCGCGAGUGCGACGAAAACGUGCCGCGACACCACCGCGUCGCGAACGAAAGAAGCAACGCAAGCAACAUCAUCGUAACGGGACCGACAGCGGUAUUUGCCAGAAAAAGGCGCUUUACGUGGAUUUUGAGGAAAUCGGUUGGCAAGAGUGGAUUUUGGCACCAAGUGAGUUGGAAUUCAAAGCGCAUCUUACUCGAUUUUCAUUAUUGGCUGUCUUUGAAAAGCAGCGUGCAGUGGACCACCAAUAG